Messenger RNA from Alnus glutinosa, 1625 nucleotides. RefSeq names its product probable protein phosphatase 2C 25. NCBI's taxonomy places the organism in Eukaryota, Viridiplantae, Streptophyta, Magnoliopsida, Fagales, Betulaceae. Bases 153 to 1313 code for a protein of 386 amino acids. Gene Ontology annotation, biological process: protein dephosphorylation. The transcript is spliced from 4 exons. The record is from RefSeq and is a predicted model, not a curated record. Gene Ontology annotation, molecular function: protein serine/threonine phosphatase activity; cation binding.
AAAAUUCUGAAAGGAUAGAAAACAGAAUCAGAGAAAAUAUUUUGGAAGGAAGAAAACUGAAGAAUCAUAUUAGAAAACAGAAACCCAAGUCGUGCAACGUUGUUGUGAAAGCGUGUUGGUUUUGGUUUUAGAGAAAAGGAAGGAUAGGAAGGAUGUCUUGCUCGGUUGCGGUUUCGAGCUCUCCAGUCUUCUCGCCCUCGUCGACGCUGUUCUACAACAAGGCCUCGAUGAUCUCACCCUCGCACGAAGCGCUAACGCUAACGCUAACCCACCUAAAGCCUCCACACUCGUCGUCUUCUUCUUCUUCGGCUGCUCUGUCUUCUCCUAAGUCGCCGUCCUCGCCUUUUAGGAUUCGGCUUGCGAAGCCGCCAAGUGGGUUGUCUUCUCCUUCGAUUUCGGCUUCUGGGUCGUCGACGACGUCGCCGAGUACGGUUCUGAAGAGGAAGAGGCCGGCAAGGCUUGCUAUUCCGGUGGCAACUAGUUUUGUGGCUCCGGGGACGCCGUCAGUGGCGGCGAGGGAGGUUGUGGAGGAAGAGGGAGAUGGGUAUUCUGUGUACUGCAAGAGAGGGAGGAGAGAGGCUAUGGAGGACCGUUACUCUGCUGUCCUUAACGUUCAGGGAGAUUCCAAACAGUCUUUAUUUGGUGUAUUUGAUGGGCAUGGAGGUGCAAAAGCUGCUGAGUUUGCGGCAGAAAACUUGGAUAAGAACAUAAUAGACGAAGUGAUGAGCAGGGGUGAUGAGAAAAUUGAGGAGGCCGUCAAGCAAGGUUACUUGAAUACAGACUCCGAUUUUUUGAAAGAAGAUGUAUGCAGUGGCUCUUGCUGUGUGACAGCGCUGAUCAGGAAAGGGAACCUUGUUGUAUCUAAUGCUGGUGACUGUCGUGCUGUUAUGAGCAGAGGUGGUGUUGCUGAGAGCCUGACCUCUGAUCAUCGACCUUCAAGGAAAGAUGAAAAGGACAGAAUUGAGGCCACGGGUGGCUAUGUUGAUUUUUGCCAUGGUGCUUGGAGAAUUCAGGGAUCUCUGGCUGUGUCUAGAGGGAUUGGUGAUCAGCACCUUAAACAAUGGGUCAUAGCAGAGCCGGAUACAAAAGUCCUUAGAAUCAAACCAGAAUAUGAGUUCUUAAUCUUAGCAUCGGAUGGUUUAUGGGAUAAGGUUAGUGAUCAGGAAGCAGUAGAUCUUGCUCGUCCUUGGUGCCUGGGCAUUGAUAAACCAGAACCAUUGACUGCCUGUAAAAAUCUUGCAGACCUUUCGGUUUCGCGAGGCUCUUGUGACGAUAUAAGCGUGAUGCUAAUCCAACUGCAGCGCUACAUUUGAUUUUCCUGUUACCUGCAGAGUAGGAAAUCAAACUGACAUAUUGGUUGAGGAAAUUUUCAUUCUUUGUACGUCCAGUUCAUAAGUGGUUUUGAUCACAAAUUUGAUGGAGAUAUAGUGGUGGUGGUGGAAGGUGAUUUUUUAUUAUUUAGAGUAGCCUGAUUAUUUGUUGUAGAUAUUUGACAUAAUUCUGGAGAUUUUACAAUCAUAGCUAAAGAAAGGAGAUUCAAAAUAGUCAGAUACUUGUAAUAUUCUUUAUUUAUUAUACACAUCUUCAAAUAACCUUCAUAUAUUUCAGUUUAUUCUUUAUUUGUA